CCUACCUACGCGUUCGGCUUUCUCUCCCCUCUCACCAGUCAUCAUCACCGCCAUUUUUCCUCCUCCAACUACCUUUGGCAACGCAGUACAGUUGAGACUCAAUUAUCCCUCCACUUUCUUUUCUCUGUCUUUUCUCUUACCAAGUUACUUCCCGGGUACAUUUGCCGCGGGGAAUCGGCAGAUCUUGUCGACCCGUUUUUCAAAUGCAAAUCAACUGACCGCCGGGACAAGGAAAAAGGGUAGCCGGCGGCAGGGAAAUUCUGUAACGAUUAUGGAGAACGGAACCGCCGCGGAGAACGGGACGGUGGAUAACGCAGUCUGCUCGUCGGAAUCGGCAGACGGAAGCCGGGAUGUCUGGAGCUGCAACGAAUCCGAUUCUUCUUCUGCUGAUCAUCUCGUUGUUAUGGUCCACGGUAUACUCGGCAGGUUAGACGAUUCGAGUUCUUAUCUGGGUUUUUGGUGAUCUCGUAUUUUUUUUCUGCCCAUCCAUAGUUAUGUUCAAACCAGUGUGCUUGAUUAUGCUCUUGGAGGAUCAAGUCGGUUAAUUCUGUUUGCUAUUCCGAUCAACAAGAGUGUACGAAUACUCCAUCUUAAAUGUUUGUACUGGUGAGGUUUUGAAAUUUGGCUGAUUCUGUCUCGUCAUUGUGGCUUUUUCAGCUCCAAUGACUGGAAGUAUGGGGCUGAGCGGUUCGUUAGGAAUCUGUCGGAUAAAGUGUUUGUUCACUGUAGUGAAAAGAACAUGUAUAGGCUGACUCUCGAUGGGGUGGAUGUGAUGGGCGAACGGUUGGCUCAGGAGGUCCUUGAAGUGAUUCAAAGGAAACCGAAUUUACGGAAGAUUUCGUUUGUUGCACAUUCAGUAGGAGGGCUAGUUGCAAGGUAUGCUAUUGGGAGAUUGUAUAGGGCCCCUAGAGAAGAAGAUGCAGGGGGUCCAGAUGCUAAUCAGAAUAAAGAAGAGUUGAGGGCCACGAUAGGUGGCCUGGAGGCUGUCAAUUUCAUUACUGUUGCUACCCCUCACCUUGGUUCUAGGGGCAAUAAGCAGGUACCAUUUCUUUUUGGCUUAAAUGCCUUGGAGAAGGUGGCAGGUCUUGUCAUACAUUGGAUAUUUAGGAGAACAGGUCAACAUCUUUUUCUUGUAGACAAUGAUGAGGAGAAACCUCCAUUACUUAAGCAGAUGAUAGAAGAUUGUGGUGAUCUUAAUUUCAUGUCUGCAUUGCGGACAUUCAAACGUCGGGUGGUAUAUUCAAAUGUCGGCUAUGACCACAUUGUGGGGUGGAGAACAUCUUCAAUUAGGAGGAAUAGCGAACUGCCAAAGUGGGAGGAUUGUUUAAAUGAGAAAUACCCACAUGUGGUUUAUGAAGAACAUUGCAAGGCCUGUGGUGAAACUGAUCUGGCUGAACCCUUUUCAACAGAAGAUGAUAAAUUUGACAAGAUAGAAGAGGAGUUAGUGGCGGGUUUGUCACGAGUGUCAUGGGAAAAAAUAGACGUUAGUUUCCACACGAGCAAACUGAGAAUAGCUGCUCAUAGUGUUAUCCAUGUGAAAGAUGAGAGUUUGCACAUAGAAGGAGCAGACGUGGUCCAGCACAUGAUAGACCAUUUUGUACUGUAAGCGGAUCCGCUAACUUUACUGUGAGACAGGGAACAGAAGGUGCUGUGAGUUGUGACCUUCCAUCCCAUAUGCGCCAUUGUAUAUUUUUAUCUGGAAAAAAGUUCGACGCGAGUGCUUGCAGGUCGUCGUUCUGCCGGCUGAAGCUCGAGCGAUGCUGAGAAGUAAUGGGAAUUUUUGUAUGUUUGUUUACGAACUGAUGUAUUAUAAUUGUUAUAUAUGUGCACAAUAAUGAUAUGAAAUAAGUUGUUACCAAUGUCCUGAGAUUUAUCUCCUAUCUUCAUCUCGUACCAUAUGAACUUGAACUCAUGAACUAAAUAAACCUUCUCCUAUAAUACAUUCCAAAGAUCUAGAUUUUGCUACAACCACAGGCAUUGUUGCAUCUCUACAAUUGCUAGCUUUUGGCAUAUCACUCAGGCCGGUGGCUUCUAUUAAUUGUUUAGAACGAAAA
Molecule: messenger RNA, 2054 nt
Organism: Linum tenue
Lineage: Eukaryota; Viridiplantae; Streptophyta; Magnoliopsida; Malpighiales; Linaceae
Source: the annotation of a GenBank genome assembly